This is a messenger RNA of Alternaria viburni, 1779 nucleotides long. RefSeq lists its product as uncharacterized. The record is from RefSeq and is a predicted model, not a curated record. The transcript has 3 exons. Bases 1 to 1779 code for a protein of 592 amino acids. Lineage: Eukaryota; Fungi; Ascomycota; Dothideomycetes; Pleosporales; Pleosporaceae.
AUGGCUCAGGAUGAAAUUGACCGAACGCAACCCGAGGUCACCCGUCUUAUCUCGAGUCAUGAGGCGAAACCUUGCCGUGCAUUGUUUGGGGAUGUAGAACGCCUACCGACAGAGCUUCGUAAGAUGAUCAAUGGGUUCAUCUGGCAGGAUCAACGCGUCCAGCUGGACACUUAUAAGAAGGAUCCAGAGAACCCCACCAUCGUUCUUUCCACAACGGAACGGAAUAAAAGAACGCGUUGGCCUUACGACUGCCUACUGAAGCCCGACUACUUCACCACCGACGAUCCAACAAGGCUCGAGCUAGUCAAAGCGUGGUACGAGUCCAGUACCUUCCUUGUCAAGAAUCCCGCCCUCAUCGAUAGGUCUCUCGAAAAGUUUCGUUGGGGCUCCAACCUGAGACCGCUCGAAUACAUCAAAAAAUUCGAGAUGAACGUACGGAUUACUGGAGACACUGCUGAGCAGGCGGAAAUGGCGCGAAAAGUGCAGUUGCUCGCACUAAAUGUAGAUCGAUCCGCUACCAUGACGAUCAUCCUGGAGAAUCUUCAAGAGCGUGUGCAAGCGGGUGAUUCAGUGGAGGAUUAUAUGAGAAAUGCGGCAUGCAUGUUUCCCAUAUUGGAGAAUUUGACACAGCCACACGUGGGAUUCAAGUUCAUAGUCCGUUCCAGGUUGGGCAGGUGCAACGUUAAGUUUGCGGUAGUACACGAGGAGAUUACUGUACAAGAUUGGACUGAUAAGGUCGAGGAGGCGACGCGCGGAUUCGCGGCUACAUCAAAGCAUGAAAAACCAAGUGUCGCUGGGGAGAAUACUGUAUCCGCCACUGUCGACGAAGACCGGGAGUAUCUUCAGACCGCGUUGAAGAAGCUCAAAGUCCUCAAGCGAAUUAUAGACGCGCGAGUCGGAGAAUUGAAUGCCGAGAAUCACAUCUUCUGUCUACGCAACAGUUUUCCAGUCAAGGAGCCUUCUCACGAAACCGGUCGAUACCAACGGAUGUUCAGACUCCAGGAAGAAGCCCGGAAUAUUGCUAGUGAGAUCGAUCGCCGUAUGCAGCGCUAUGCAGCGGCGCAGUGUCUCCCUAUCUGCACUAUGGUCUGCAACAAAUUACCCCGCGAGCUUCGCGACAUGAUAUACCAAUACAUCAUUGGGGAGUCGAUCGUGAGGAUUGAUAAGGAGGUACUGAAAUCUUUCCUCUUUUGUUCCGAAAUCGGUGUCAAGCCCAUGCUCCCCGCAGGAUUCACGAAUCGCACCAACAUUGCCUACGAGCACCUCUGGGAUCAAGACUACUCCGGCAAGCUCUUCUACUCCGAGCUUAUCGAGGCCUGGUACCGCAAUACAAUGUUCUCCUUCGUCGAAUGUCGUCUCGUCCCUGACUUCCUCAACAAUCCGCGCUUCGGCUACGGUGUACUACCGCGAGAAUGGGUGCGCAAGAUCAAAAUCAUCAGGAUUACAACAACGGAGAGCGUCCUCUCUAUAUACAAGGGAGAAGAGAAGGCAUAUAACAUCAAGACCGGCGAUCUCGAUAAUCUCAAAGAUCUGCCUAAGCUGACGCGUGUCACGUUUGACUUUGACGCAGCCUUUUCGUCACUCCCCACGUAUCACGACAACUAUAGGCGAUUUGUAUUAACGGAUCUGAAGGAGAUGUUUCCAAAGAUUCAAGAUCUAAUAGAUAGGGAGUGUAGGGUAUCGGUAGUGUUCUCCAGUAUGGGGCCGCUCGAAAUGCGAAGGGAUGAGCUUACUUCUCGAAUAUGGGAGGAUAAGCUGGAGGCUAUCAGGCCUGAUUAG